GGGAGUGGCCAACGGCUUGCAGAGCAACAUGCCCAAGUUUUAUUGUGACUACUGCAAUACAUACCUCACCCAUGACUCUCCAUCUGUGAGAAAGACACACUGCAGUGGUAGGAAACACAAAGAGAAUGUGAAAGACUACUAUCAGAAAUGGAUGGAAGAGCAGGCUCAGGGCCUGAUAGACAAAACAACGGCUGCAUUUCAACAAGGAAAGAUACCUCCUACUCCAUUCUCUGCUCCUCCUCCAGCAGGGGCGAUGAUAACACCUCCCCCAAGUCUUCCAGGUCCUCCUCGCCCUGAUAUGAUGCCAGCACCCCAUAUGGGGGGCCCUCCCAUGAUGCCAAUGAUGGGCCCUCCUCCUCCUGGGAUGAUACCAGUGGGACCUGCUCCUCGAAUGAGGUCACCCAUGGGAGGCCAUAUGCCAAUGAUGCCUGGGCCCCCAAUGAUGAGACCUCCUGCCCAUCCCAUGAAGGUGCCCACUCGGCCUGGAAUGACUCGACCAGACAGAUAAGGAUAGAGGGGAGGCCUCAUUCUAUCAGUUUUAUAUUACCUGCUCUGCUUCACCAGGAGAUCAUGCUGCUGUAAUGCUGGGUUUUCUAAACAGCAUAAGGAAGACUUGCUCCCCUGCCUGAUCAAAGAGAAUAGUUUUGGAGGGGAGGGGGGGGCAAAAAAGAUGCAGUUUUCAUUUGGAUUGGGAAAUGUGAAAAUAAAAUUGUCAACUCUUUUAGUUAAAAA
Molecule: messenger RNA, 732 nt
Organism: Cebus imitator (Panamanian white-faced capuchin)
Lineage: Eukaryota; Metazoa; Chordata; Mammalia; Primates; Cebidae
Product: U1 small nuclear ribonucleoprotein C
Exons: 1
Coding region: 29-508 (159 amino acids)
Biological process (GO): mRNA splicing, via spliceosome; mRNA 5'-splice site recognition; spliceosomal snRNP assembly
Cellular component (GO): U1 snRNP; nucleus
Molecular function (GO): pre-mRNA 5'-splice site binding; zinc ion binding
Source: RefSeq, a predicted model, not a curated record